Phanerochaete carnosa HHB-10118-sp is the source of this 1706-nucleotide messenger RNA. RefSeq lists its product as uncharacterized. The transcript is spliced from 2 exons. NCBI's taxonomy places the organism in Eukaryota, Fungi, Basidiomycota, Agaricomycetes, Polyporales, Phanerochaetaceae. Bases 652 to 1635 code for a protein of 327 amino acids. Gene Ontology annotation, biological process: nucleobase-containing compound metabolic process. Gene Ontology annotation, molecular function: nucleic acid binding; 3'-5' exonuclease activity. The record is from RefSeq and is a predicted model, not a curated record.
ACGAAUCCAGCUUCCCAUUAUGUUUGGCGAGGUUCGAUUCGCGGACUGCGUCCAAGCUAGUGUUACCGGUGAUCAUACAUAGGCAUCGUGCUUCUCUUCGUAACUAAACACGGGGUUCUCUGCUUCCUGCCAGUGGUGGGUUAGUUAGUUCCGCUAUUCGUGUCUCUGACUACACGUGCUCCCUAACUUGCCCCAACAGAAUGCCAUCUGCCCCAAUGCCGCGGUUUCUACAGGAGGUCGAGGUAUUCUUAAAUAGGGAUGCGUCCCACGGGUCUUCGUGCCUCACCGAGCGUCCUUCUUGACUUACGUGGGACAGCUGCGCCUCCCGCAGUUCACUGCCUCCUACGUAUGGGUCUCUCGCACGUCACCUGAAUGCUGUAUAAGGUUCAGUAUCUUGUGCUAUGGAUCAUGUGUGCAUCCUCUGGCUCGACAUGAGCCUGCUCUCGUCCGCCAAGCACGGAGCUUCUCGAUAGUAGGCUGGUUGGAUAUUACGGUGAGUCUACAUAUAGCUCUGGAUCAUUGGCAGCAUCUCCUCCAGCUUGACGGCUCCCGCAACCUCUGCAUCAUAUUUCUGGACACUCAACCAAGGUAUGUUUGCUCUUACUACAACGAACACCUGCUGCUGGAGCUCACGCAUGAAGGUCGUUGACCAUGGACGCAUCCUCCGCGAGUUGCCCCACUCGGCCGCGUGUCUCAGUAUGCGACGAUGCCGCUGUAGUGGUCGAAGCCAUCAAGGCUUUACAGCCGUACAGCUGCAUCGCCUGCGACUGCGAAGGACUUUCACUCGGCGAAAUGGGCGGCAGUUUAUCUCUUAUCGCUCUUGGAGGCAUCCCCGCCUCUGAGGCCGACAGCAUACAAGUAUACCUGUUUGACGCCAUCAAGCUCGGAAAAGACGGUCUCCAGCCUGUCUUCGAGCUGCUGCGUUCGCCGGGACACAAGAAGAUCGUAUUCGACGGCCGGAUGGACUGGAGCGAGCUCUAUCAUCGCUAUGGCGGUGUGGAGCUUGCUCCUGUCCUCGACCUUCAGCUGGCAGACGUGGAGUCUCGCGCGGUGCGCGGGGGAGGUGAAGAUGAGCAGCUCGCAAGGCUUUCCCCGUACUGCCAUCGCAACGAGGUGCAGAGUCAACGCAACUCGUAUCGUCUUGUACAUCGUCUCAGUGGCCUUUCGGGAUGUCUCGCCGAACAUGGUGUGUCCGCAGAUGCGAAACUGAGUAAGUCCGCUAAGAGUUUCAACCACAGUGUGUGGGAUCGGCGCCCGCUCACGCAGGGUUGUGCGGAGUACGCCGCCAUGGACAUCACACUCAUCGCGCAACUCUACACCGCUUUCGUCGCGAAGGGAUACGUCGACGAGGCCAAGUUGCUCGAACAGAGCGCUCGCUACGUCUCGUUGAAUAAGGACGGCCUACCCAGAGCAGGAGGCGGCCACUCGCUCCUUCCUCUGGAAAUCACGUCAGUCCCGUCGCUAUUCGAAUCGCGUCUCACGUGCAACAAGUGCUCCCGUGUGUUGUCCGACAUCUGCUUCUCAAAAACUGGACGCAGACUGGUAAAGCAGAGGUACUGCUGGGUGUGUCGCGCCGUGAACGUGCACGAUGCUAGACAGGAGGCGAUUUGUAGGAACUACGAUAGCGAUUACUGAUUUCACUUGAUAGACGUUACUCAGAGUUUCAUUAGCCUUGUUCUGGAAGCGUUUCUCUCCAUUCACCUGCC